Messenger RNA from Centruroides sculpturatus (bark scorpion), 687 nucleotides. RefSeq lists its product as uncharacterized. Bases 1 to 687 code for a protein of 228 amino acids. The record is from RefSeq and is a predicted model, not a curated record. Gene Ontology annotation, biological process: rRNA base methylation. The transcript has a single exon. Gene Ontology annotation, molecular function: rRNA (uridine-C5-)-methyltransferase activity. NCBI's taxonomy places the organism in Eukaryota, Metazoa, Arthropoda, Arachnida, Scorpiones, Buthidae.
AUGAGUACCAAGAAAUUUAAACAUAAGUUCCCGCGUCGUUACUGUCCGAUUGACUACUUACUUUGCCAAGGCUUGAAUCGUCAAGGUCUUGGCAUUGUCAAAUUCCAGGGCAAAAGUUUUUUGAUUGAACAACUUUUGCCGGGCGAAAAGGCUCGGGUGGUUAUUUUUUACGAGCUGCGAAAUCAAGGUUUUGGACGAGCGAUUGAAUUACUUAACACUUCGCCCGAGCGAGCUUUGCCGCUUGAUCAUCCUAAGACAAAAUUGGGCGUGUAUCAUUUAGCUCACCUAAGUUUUGCGGCUCAAGAUCAAUUCAAACAAAGUCAACUUGAAAACGUUUUCGGCUCCAAACUACCGCCGAUCAUAGUGGGAGAGCGCACUUACUACCGCAACAAAGUGGUCUUGUCGUACGGCGGUUUUAAAGCGCCCGGACGCUACCGACGCCAAAUUUUUAAGCCCGACCAAAACACGUUUGAUUUGAUGAAGAUUGAUUUUAACGCUUACCCAGCCGACCAGCCUAAGUACAUCGUCAGAAGGUUAGAAAGCGAAAUUGCCGGUCCGCCCGGCACAAAACUUACCACCUACGACACGUUUUUAGGCAAGAAGUUUCGGGUGACAUUAGACUCUUUUUACCAAAUUAACAAAGAAAUGGCUAGCCGGGUUUACCAACUUAUUCAGACGCUAGUUUGA